UUCCGCGGAGAAUAUUUAUUAUUGACGAAAAUUAAGUCAAUAUUAGCAAGUCAAACAAGUAGUACGUUAAAAGGGUUUACAGAAGGAACAUCCCUCUUUCUAUCUCUUUUCUUUCCUCCUUCCUCUAACUCCUAUAUAUAUACCAACACACAAACAAACAUCACCUCUAUCAUUCUCUCCUCCAAAAUUUUCACAUACUUUAAUUUUCUUGAUUAUUACUAUUAUUGCAAUGAAGCCAUCAUCGUUGUCAUCAUCAUACUCAUCGCGUUUGUUAGAAAUAAUGGUGAUAUCCGGUGAGAAUCUUCUUGAUAACCGGAAGCAAUCGGUAAAGAAGAACGCUUUCGUAAAUGUCAAAGCAGAAUUUUCAACAUGCAACAUACAAACAACAAAGAUGGACAAAGAAGGCGGAUGUUUCCCUACGUGGAACGAAAAAUUGAUAGUGGAUAUGCCCAUGCAUGCACGUCAUCUAACGAUGGAGGUUCAAUGCAAGACUUCUUCAGGGAUCAAAACUAUUGGAAUCACAAAAAUUCCAACGUCCGAUUUUAUUGGAGGAUUUUUUCCAGAGGAUUAUUUACAUUUUUUGAGUUAUAGGCUUAGGGAUGAAAAGGGUGAGAAAAACGGAAUAAUUAAUUUUUCCCUUAGGGUUAAGAAUGCGCCGCCGCUGUCUUCUCAAAGUGCGGGUUGUGCUGCUGCAUAUUCGCAGCAGUGGAAGGCGCCGGCGGCGGGUACGGGAAGUACUUAUGGGGUUGUUACGGGUAUACCCGUUUAUCCUGGGAGUCUACCAAACAGUAUUACUGAUGUAAUGGUAAAUUAAUUUUAAUUUUUUUCUUUUAGUACUAUUUGUUUUAAUUGAUUAAAUAGACAUAUUUUGGAAGAAUUUGAUUAC
Messenger RNA from Capsicum annuum, 886 nucleotides. RefSeq names its product BON1-associated protein 2. Gene Ontology annotation, biological process: defense response. The record is from RefSeq and is a predicted model, not a curated record. The coding region runs from base 230 to 814 and encodes 194 amino acids. Lineage: Eukaryota; Viridiplantae; Streptophyta; Magnoliopsida; Solanales; Solanaceae. The transcript has a single exon.